Messenger RNA from Bombyx mandarina (wild silkworm), 3080 nucleotides. RefSeq lists its product as uncharacterized. The record is from RefSeq and is a predicted model, not a curated record. NCBI's taxonomy places the organism in Eukaryota, Metazoa, Arthropoda, Insecta, Lepidoptera, Bombycidae.
CGUUCGGUCGGUUGUGACAUUUGUUUUGUUAAUUUUGUUGUUUUUCACAGCACGGUUCUAAAAACCGCAAGUAAUAGAAAAAUAAUUAUAACAAAAACAUAUUAAAAAUGUUCAUAAAUUAACAGAAUAAAUAUCGAGUAGGUAGUUAUUAUCGUCACGUGGUCGCAAUGGAGGAAUGUCGUGUGCAAAAUAAAUUGAAACUACUGUUUGAGAAACUUCUUGAACCAAAUUAUGUACUUAAUAGUUAUUAUGCUGAUGGCUUAAUAAACAAACUGACGAAUGCCAGCACGGAUCCAGAAAUCUCCUUUCUCGGAUCAUUACCGUUUUUAACUAAUCUAUUAUUGGAAGCGAUAAACAAAAGUGAAAAUGCUCACGUCAGCGCCAAAGUAUUUCUGACGAGAGUACUCGGGAUCGUUUGCAAAACGGAACUCAAUUUCACGAAGUUCAAUUGUCCUCAAGGGGACAUAAUAUUACAGGAACUUAAGCGUAUCAACUCUCCCAAUAUCAAUCCCAGUCUCAGGGUAGCAUUCACGGAGGUAGCUCUGGCCAUUGUCAACCACAGUUCAGGAGUUUCUUGGCUCUUAGAAACUGGGGUGUGGAAAGAAAUCCUAAGUUUGGUCAAUGAAAAAACAACGAUCUUCGUGAUAAGACAAGCGUAUAAAUUCGCUGCAGAAUUCGUGUGGAAGCUAAAUGAUUUGAGAGACGUAAACAGUAUCAAAGAAGUUAUUAGUUAUAUAAUAAGGCCAGUUAGCGAGGAAGAUUACAUGGGAAUGAAAGUCUUGACAAGUGACGACGUAGAAGAAAAAUGCAAGAGCUUAGAGCCAAUGGCGAAUAUGUUAAUAGCCAUAAUCAGCAAAGACAAUCGUCUAGAACAACCCACCUUACUUCUAAGCAUGAUAGUCAAGGAGUUUAAGAUUUCGCAUUACUUGUAUGUGGUAAUAGACAGGAUCCACCACGAUGAAACGUCGUUGCUACUGUCCAAGGUUAUCUUUUGGGUUGCAAUAGUGAAGAUUUUCCUGGAAAAACCCGCGAAACCCGGUGUCGAGUAUGUCAGAGAGGAUUUUCGCGAUUUAGGGAUCGUGUUCUUCAACGCUGUACAGUUUUUCAUGUCGAGGCGCAACGCUUCGUGCGUAAUCAGUUUCUCUGCGUUCUGUACCGUUAUUUGGAAGAUAGUUUUUGGUGAUAAAACUGUCGAGAAAUAUGGCAAAGAACACGGAACGAGACAGAUCAAUUUGCGUAGCCAAAGUUUGUUUAUGUGCAUCGUUCCCAUACUGGUGUUUAUCAAGCUAGGGAAACCACCAUCGGAGGCGACGCGCGAAAACAUAAACGAUUACAUAGUGACAUUAUUGAAUUCGUCGUGCGAAUCCACGGCCAGGAUAUCGUUCGCGCUGAGAGAUCUGAUCUUAGAGUUGGACACGAUGCCGCUUAUCGUGCAGAGCGUGAAGAAGCUCACCUGUUUGAAACAUCGCUUAAAUGACGAGCAAGCGAACCUUGUGUUCCAGGCUUUAUUUUACGCUCUGAGGGACUACGACCCUAUAGACGACUUCGGCGACGUCAAACCGGAUUAUUCUUCGGUCGAAAAUCAAGAUAACGUCUUCGUGAUGACCUACGUCCUCGACAUCGUUCUGUUCCUCGUCAAGAAUCACAAUAUAAACUGGCACGAAAGUAUAGAAGUACUUUGUUUGUAUUCCGUCGUCUAUAAUAUUCUAAAGAAACCUAAUUUAACUGUUAAGUUCGUAGUGACAGCCCUGAAUGUAAUAACCGUGACGAUUAAGAAGUUCCUCCCGCCGAAUCUGUCGCUGCUGCUGGAGUCGAAGCCGGGCUCCACGAUGCACGAGCUCGGGAAACUGAUCUACAUGAAGCUAAACGACCUACACUGGGAGGUGCGGGACUCCGCGCUCGAGUUGUUACACGUUAUUACCGAGAUCUCGUUUAUAAAAUUCCCACCGUUCCAGAAGCAAAUAAUACAGGACAAACUCAUAAACGUGGCCGCGACGGUCGCCUUCAACGACUACGAGGCUUACGUUCAAGUUUCUGCGCUCAAGUGUAUCGGGGCUGCCAGCAAGGUCAACGCUAUAUGGGAACUGUUGACCGCUGAGUUUCCUACAAUUCAGGAACAAACCGUCAGUAUAUUACGCAACAACCCGGAAGGAAUCGUACGCAAAGAAGCUUGCAACGUAUUGUGUGACUUGUACCAGAACUUAAAAAUUAGUCCAAACUUCAAACAAGUGAUAUACGAACACAUGGUGUCGUCUGCAAUUUGCGAUUUCCACUGGGAAGUCCAGUUGAGUGCUUUAAGGUUUUGGAAGAUAGUUUUAGAAUCAUUGCUGACCGACCAAGGAAUGUUGGACGGUGUAUUCCCCCCAGUUACGUUUUCAAGGCAGUCGAGAAAAAUAGUUACUCUGAAUGAAACCGAAAUUCAAAGACGAUUGUUUCAAAUACUAAACGAACUCAGUUCCAAAGGAUGCUUGACUGUAUUAGUAAAGUUGUUACAUGACGAUACAGAAUCAGAGAUUAUGGAGAGUGCCUUAAAUAUAUGUGAUGAAUUAUUAGAAAUUCUUAACAAACAUAAAGUUCCAGAAAGUCUUAAUGCAAGACCUGGUGACCCGCAAUCGAUAGACGAAUUGCUAUCGACGAUUAAAGAAGAAUCAGAUAGCAAUAGUAAUUCGGAAGAAAUGGCCGAUGUCGACACUGCAACCGCUUCUGAUAGUGUUAUUGAUGGGAUACUAAAAGCAGACGACAUAAACUUAUUAGCAAACAUAUAUGAGAGGCACAUGUCACUGCAAACUGAAGUACAGAUACCGGAGAAACAAUUAAAACCAAAAAUCAAACUGUUACAAUUGGUAACUCCAAGUCUUUUUGUCAAUUACCUGAAGAGUAAAGAUUUUAAACAGGUUAUUAAAGAGAAGAGGCGUUGGUCUGAAGGUAUUAGAAGUAUUUCAUCAUUACUUGAUGAUGUACUCGGCAUGUAUGAUGUGGACGAUGAAAUCAAUUCCUUGGACUGUUAUUGAGUAGAGAUUAAUAUGAUGCCAUUCCAUAUAUGAGAUUUUAAAAGUAUGUGUUUGAUUAAAGUUUUCAUA